AUGAGGACCAUCGAUAGCGCCAGGCAGUGGUGGCCGCUGCUCGACAAGUUCAACACUCUUGAAGACCUGAAAGAUGCCGUGAGACACUCUACGGGGAGACAUGAGAUAACCACAGGGCUGCGGUCUGUGUGCUGGAAGGCAUUUCUGCUUUUCGAGAACGUCGAUCGUUCAACAUGGCCGACUCUCUUGAAUGACUCAAGAGACGCCUAUAACUCCUUGCGCGCCCACUUUCUCCGGGCUAUUGAGCACCCUGACGAGCUGGAGUCCGCCGGGGAUCCUUUAAGUGAGACCGACGAGUCACCAUGGGUAGCCCUCCGCAAAGACGAAGAACUACGUGCCGAGAUCUUCCAGGAUGUCGAGCGGUGUAUGCCAGACAACACGUACUUCCGGCAACCAACGACUCAGAACAUGCUACUUGAUAUCUUGUUCAUCUUCUGCAAGCUCAACCCGGACGUUGGUUACAGACAAGGCAUGCAUGAAGUGCUGGCACCUGUUCUUUGGGUUAUCGAGAGAGAUGCUGUCAGCUCCACGACCGAACGUCAUGCAGAAGGUGAUAAGGGUGAACUCCUCCGCGCAAUGUUUGACGCCGGCUACAUCGAGCACGACACAUUUACCCUGUUUGGCCUCAUCAUGCAAAACGCGAAGGCUUUCUAUGAACCUGGCUCAACCGCGCGGACUGCGAAGAUUGCCUCUUCGACAGAAUCCCCGAUGCUGAUACGCUGCCGCCGAAUCUUCGACCAGCUACUACCUGCUGUAGACCCUGGUCUUGCCGAUCACCUAAAAGAAAUCGAUGUUGUUCCUCAGAUCUUCUUAAUGCGAUGGAUCCGCCUGCUCUUCGGUCGAGAGUUUCCAUACGACGACGUACUCGCUGUGUGGGACUUGCUCUUCGCUGAAGACCCGACGCUAGAUUUGGUUGACCUGAUAUGCGUAGCGAUGCUCUUGCGGAUACGAUGGCAGCUCAUCGAGGCUGACAACAGUACCGCACUGGGAUUCCUCCUCCGAUAUCCAGUACCACAACCGCCGCGGAGCCCGCAAACCUUCGUUGAGGACGCUGUCUAUCUCCGGCGAAACCUUGACACCAAUGGUGGAAGCCGUCUUGUGGCUAAGUACACUCAACGGCCACUACCUUUAGUCAACCUUCUGGAUCAACGGUCAAUGACCCCUGAGCGUAAAAACAACAGGAGUCCUUCAAUCCGACCGCUUUCUCCUUUUGGUUCGCCUGUAAGAAUUGUGCCGCAGCCUACGAAUUUCGAGUCUUUGCUCUCUAAUGCCGCACGUAACAUGUACAAGCGCGGCGAGGAAUUAGGCCUCAACAAGGCUGUUCGGGAUGCAGUGGGCGAAGUCCGGAAAAACGUACAAGGUCUGCAGAGUGCGCGCAACUCGCCGCGUCCGAAGCAGACAGCGGCCACGUCACUCAGCUCCCCGGAAGGAGCAGAUGCGCUGAGCCGCAUCACAGCUCUCGAGGAACGCAACAAAAGUUUAGCAAGGAUGCUGCAACUUGCAGUAGCCGAGUUAUGGGAGUGCCAGAAAGAGACAGCGGAGCUGAAAGAAGCACCUAAGGGAGCUGUUGAGAAGCUAAGCAUAGCCAUCGCGAAAGUACAGUUCGCGCAGGUGUAUCUCGAAGAUUCGACCAUGCCUUUGCCAUCCGAUGAGUCGUCAACGGAGCAGGAUGCUACUCCGACCGACCCGGCUUCAAAGCCACAGCAACCAGACAAGGAGCGAAGCGAGCCGGAAACACCCAGUGACAAACGACGCGAAAACAGCACAGAAGAUGCUGCGGGACGCGCCAAUGACCCCCCAGCGGUCAGAAUCACAGAACCAUCACCGAACUCAUCCGCAGAAGCAAACACCGAAACCUCAACUCUUUCGCAAGCGCCGUCGAACCGAGAAAGCAAACGCACCGUAGCAGGCGCAGGCCGACCAUCACGAACAGCUCCCCGAUCACCACCUCCAAACUUCAACCAGUCUCGUCCCUCGUUAGCUCACUCAUCGUUCUCAUGGAUGCUCGGCCAGGACGAGCGACCUGCUGUAGCUCCGGCCGCAACAUCAUCGUUCGCUUCUAGGCAGCGGCGCGCCGUCGUUGGGAAAGGCUUUCUGUUUGGCGAUCCGGAAGGGGAGGCGGUGAAGACGGAUGGAAAGGGGGCUGUUGAGCGGCGGGAGGAGAUCUUUGAUAUGGAUAAGUUGAGGAGGGGCGGGGGGCACGAUUAA
Molecule: messenger RNA, 2208 nt
Organism: Coniosporium apollinis CBS 100218
Lineage: Eukaryota; Fungi; Ascomycota; Dothideomycetes
Exons: 6
Coding region: 1-2208 (735 amino acids)
Biological process (GO): activation of GTPase activity
Molecular function (GO): GTPase activator activity
Source: RefSeq, a predicted model, not a curated record